Sparassis crispa is the source of this 1062-nucleotide messenger RNA. RefSeq lists its product as hypothetical. Lineage: Eukaryota; Fungi; Basidiomycota; Agaricomycetes; Polyporales; Sparassidaceae. The transcript has 4 exons. The record is from RefSeq and is a predicted model, not a curated record. The coding region runs from base 1 to 1062 and encodes 353 amino acids.
AUGAACUUCUCCCUGGACGACUCAUCCCCCGAGCUCGUCUACUCUUCCGACUGGGGGAUCCAGCCCGCCGCCGACCCCGCCUUCUUCCAGGGCACCUACCACGUCGCCGAGGCCGACGGCGCCACCGUCAACUUCACGUUCUCCGGCUCUGCCGUCGUGCUUUAUGGCUCCAAGGGCCCCGGGCACGGCAACUACAGUGUCCAGUAUGACAACUUCGUCAUGGUGAACAUAUCCGCGUACGCUUCGGAGAUGGAGUACCAGCAGCUCCUCUUCCAGAACGCGUUCGCGCAGGACGCGGAGCACUUUAUCUCGUUCGCCGCGCACCUCAGCGCGGAGGGCCCGUGGGUCGACUUUGACUACCUCGAGAUCACGCAGGCUGAGAGCAGUGCGAAUGGGUCGACGCCGAUGCCGACGUCAUCAGGGGCUGUGGCGACGCUGGUGCCCCCGUGGAUGGCCAGUCAGUCCACUUCGUCCAGCCAGUCCCCCACCCCGAGUCUGUCCCCCUCGCCCACCACACACGCCUCGCCCACCAACGUCGCCCUCAUCCUCGCCGUGCUCUUCGGCGCUCUCUUCGGGCUGCUCCUGCUGGCGCUCGCCGCAUACUUCCUCCUCCGCCGCCGCGGCCGCUUCCGCACCCCGCGGCCGCGCCAGUUCCGCUAUAGCGUGCCUCUAGCGAUGCCCAAGGGCUCGGGGCACAUCGCGCACGCGCCCGUCCUCGCCACUGGAUCCCUUGCGAACCUGUACGGCGCGUCGCCCCCGCCGGGCGCUGUCGUGUCGAGCGUGGGGGCGGGCGGCGGGGCUGGGUACGUGCACAUGUUGCUGCCGAUGAGCUCGCCGACGCACGAGGGGAGCUUUGCGAGCGAGCUGGAGGAGAAGAUCGUGCGGGAGAAGGAGGUUCAGAAGGAGGAGGAGGAGCGCGGGACUUCGCCGGCCAGUGGCAGUGGCAGCGGCAGCGGGGUCGGGCACACGACGUAUACCCGGGGGUUCCUGGCGUCGUCGCCGUUUAAGAAGGCGCAUAAGGGCGACGCCGAUUCGUUAAGGACGGACUUCUUGCAGGUGUGA